AAACCCAAAAACUACAAUUUCUCGUAAAUUAUUCAAAUUUUCUUGAACUUUUUCCACAACUCACAAUCCCCCAACGAUGUUCAAUGCCGAAAACACCGACCAAACGUGUCAAUGCUGCCUAAAAAGUGACGAAAAUCUGAGAUUAAUUCACUCCAGCAUCGAAUUCGACAGACAAGAAACAAAAAUUGCCGAUCUUUUCAGGUGUUUCACGGAUGAUUAUCAAAUUUUUCGGGAAUUUCACGUCGGAAGUAUGAUUUGCAACGAUUGUUUGCAGCAACUUCUCAACACACAGUCCUUUUAUCAGAUGUGCGUUCAAUCAACCAAAGUGAUUCAAAUUAAACAAGACUUGGAUUUGGAGCCGGAACAGAUGCAGGAUCAAGUCUUGGAGGCAUACGAACCAGUUUUGAUCAGGAUUCCAACGCCGCCCUUGGUUGUAAUUGAUGACGACGACGAAGAAGUCGUGAGAACGCGAAAAAGUCCGAUAAAAUUUCCAGAAAAUCGAGAAAUUUCCACGCCUGAUGCCAAAAAAGUGCAAAAAAUACGAGUUAUUGUGCCUUAUCGGUUCGAAUGUUUCAAAUGCUCGUCAACGCAUAAGACGCAGACGGAUUUUUUGGUUCAUUUAGCGGAAGUGCAUGAAGCCUUAUGCAUUUUAUGUGACACUUGUGGUGCCGUUUUCAACAACCAAGUCGCAAAUAAUUCGCAUCAACUGAAACAUUUCAUCGAAAUGAACACGCGGUUCCCGUGCGGCGAGUGUGCGCAGCAAUUUCCGUCGCCGCAAGCCCUGAAAAUGCAUUCUUUCGUGCAUUCCAGCGAGAUUCUCUGUCAACUUUGCACGAAACCCUUCCACGAUUACGCGACACUCAACAAUCACUUGCAGCAACACGCGAAUCAGCGGGCACUUCAAUGCAUUUAUUGCGAUUUGGUGUUCCAUUCGGCAUUUUGCCUGAACGAUCACAUCUCGGAAGUGCACAAUGCACGACGGGUUCGUUGCUCCAUGUGUCCCGAACGAUUUGUGAGCAAAGAUUUGAUGCGACAACAUUUCGCUGAAACGCACGAAACGCCACGCGAAACGUACGACUGCAAAGUUUGCAAAAAAGUCUUUGACGAUAAAAGUGCCUUGACGAAUCACCUGCAAACGCAUCUCAGUAACGGGAAUAAAUUCAUUCCUGUGCAUACGACAACGCCAUCUGUCGUCAGAACGAACAACAAUAACAACCAUCAACGCUAUCAUGCGACGAGAAAUGUGAAAAAUCAACAAAAUAACAACAAUUAUCCGCAAAAUGGGUACAAUAACCAACGAAACGCGAACAAUUUCCAUGGAAAUCAGAGACAACAUCAACAACAAACCCAAGGAAAAGCGAAAAAACCUGUUAAACGCUUGAAUAAUAAUGUCUAUUCACGUUUGGGAUAGAAAAAAACAACUUUUUAAUCAUCAUCUCUUUUGAAAUUCAGGAAAAAAUUAAUAAUUAUAAAAAUUAUUUCAUUAGGU
Culicoides brevitarsis is the source of this 1489-nucleotide messenger RNA. Its product is annotated as zinc finger protein 528-like. Lineage: Eukaryota; Metazoa; Arthropoda; Insecta; Diptera; Ceratopogonidae. Bases 77 to 1411 code for a protein of 444 amino acids. The transcript has 2 exons. The record is from RefSeq and is a predicted model, not a curated record.